This is a messenger RNA of Aspergillus terreus NIH2624, 1143 nucleotides long. Its product is annotated as acyl-CoA dehydrogenase family protein. NCBI's taxonomy places the organism in Eukaryota, Fungi, Ascomycota, Eurotiomycetes, Eurotiales, Aspergillaceae. The record is from RefSeq and is a predicted model, not a curated record. The coding region runs from base 1 to 1143 and encodes 380 amino acids. The transcript is spliced from 2 exons. Gene Ontology annotation, molecular function: flavin adenine dinucleotide binding; acyl-CoA dehydrogenase activity.
AUGUCAUUGCGUCGAAACGUCCGCGAUGCCAUUACGAAGAUCUGUUCCAAGUUCACCGACGACUACUGGGCGAAAUUGGACCAGACAAAGCUUUUUCCAACGGAACUGCAUGCUACCCUCGCUCGGGAAGGUUGGCUCGGUAUAUGCAUCCCGCAAGCAGAUGGAGGAUCGGAGCUGGGUAUCGCGGAAGCCGCCGUUAUGAUGCAGACGAUAUCAGAGUCCGGGGGUGGAAUGACGGCCGCUUCUUCAGUGCAUAUGAAUAUCUUCGGGCUUGAACCGGUUGUCAAAUUUGGAACAGAGGAGCAGCGGAAGCGAUGGCUGUUGCCCCUUAUUGCAGGAAAGGAAAGGGCCUGCUUUGGUGUGACGGAGCCGAACACGGGGCUUGAUACAUUGAAGCUGCAGUCGCUUGCCAAACGGGACGGGGAUCAUUAUGCCUUGUCCGGGCAGAAGAUCUGGAUUUCGACGGCUCAGAAUGCUCAGAAGAUCUUGAUUCUUGUGCGGACUACUCCCCGUGAUCAGGUGCAGAAGCCUUCCCAGGGCCUUUCGCUUUUUUACACCGAUCUUAAACGUGAAGAUGUGCAUAUCAAGGAGAUCAAGAAGAUGGGGCGACACGCGGUUGACACGAACGAACUAUUCUUCGAAAACUGGAGAGUGCCCGCGGCGGAUCUGAUCGGUAAGGAGAGCGAAGGCUUCAAGAUGAUCAUGCAUGGGAUGAACGCAGAACGCAUUCUCAUCGGCGCAGAAGCCCUCGGUUUGGGAUUUGCGGCUCUCCGUAAAGCCGCCAUCUACGCUCGCGAUAGAGAAGUCUCGAUUGGAAAGACCCAAGGAAUACAACACCCGCUGUCUGAUAGCUGGAUGAAGUUGGAGGCCGCAAGGUUGAUGAUAUACCAUGCCGCGAGAAUGUAUGAUCAGGGUUACACAGACGGCGACUACUCGAAUUCUGCAAAGUAUCUGGCGGCGGAGGCAGCCUUCGAGGCGUGCGAACGUGCUGUGCUCUCCCAUGGAGUAAUUGGUUACGGCGCCGAGUUUCAUGUUGAGCGGUAUCUCAGGGAGGUUUUUAUUCCUCGGAUUGCACCAGUAAGCCCGGAAAUGAUCUUGAACUAUAUCGGUGAACGCGUCCUCGGUCUCCCUAGGUCAUACUAG